GUUGGUGUGUUGAGGAUGUUUCCCUUUCAAAAUAGCAACAAUAAAUCAAUAAAUAUAAGUGAAAUUGUAGAAUUUUCUUCGACUGUGAAGUGUUGUAUCACACCACACUUCUGUUAGGAACCAAAAUGUCAAUCCUGGAGUACUCUUCGAGGUUCAUCAUUGAUUUGAAAGGUUCACCAACAAACAUCCGUUGCAAAAAAUGCCUAUAUUUCACAUCAUCAACGUUCUCCCUGCUCAACCACGUCAAACGCCACCGGACAGCCCUACCCCCUUUCGACUGCACCACAGCAAUCGAAACCUACUAUUGCAGGGAUUGCCGUUUCCAAACAGGCUUAACCAUUCUCUUCAAACAACACAUUAGCGAACAUAAGCUCAAACGACCAUUGAGAGAGUGGUAUGAAUGUGAUAAGUGUCCGUACAAAGCCAAGCUAAGGUCGAGUUUGAAUAGACACCUGAAUGCGCGACAUUUGGACGACAAGUAUGUUAAGUGGUUCAAGUGCAGCAAAUGUCCAUACCAAGCUAAAUACCGGACUAACUUGAAAAGUCACGUAAAUGCACGCCACUUGGAAGAAAAAGAUAUUAAAUGGUAUGAAUGUCAAAAGUGCCCGUAUAAAACCAAAAGAAAUUCUAAUUUAAAACAGCAUGUAAUCACCCAUCAUUUGAAUGAGCGGGAUAUCAAGUGGUUUAAAUGUGAUAAGUGCGAUUUUAAAGUUGAACAGAAGGGGAAUUUGGAGCAGCACACAGCGACGUGUCAUUUGGAUGAGCCCAUUAUAAAAAAAUUGGUCUAAAGAGUUUAGACAGUACUUCCCUCGCUGUCGGAAACUUGACGACUGCAUGCCUAUUGUGUUUUUUUUCUCAUUACAUUUUUGUAGUGGGAAUUUAAAAAAAAAUUGCGAUGACGUCAUCAACAUUUUUGCAAGGACACGUAUAUCAGUUGGGAUAGAUGUAG
Molecule: messenger RNA, 949 nt
Organism: Zophobas morio
Lineage: Eukaryota; Metazoa; Arthropoda; Insecta; Coleoptera; Tenebrionidae
Product: RE1-silencing transcription factor B-like
Exons: 2
Coding region: 126-788 (220 amino acids)
Biological process (GO): regulation of transcription by RNA polymerase II
Molecular function (GO): DNA-binding transcription factor activity, RNA polymerase II-specific; RNA polymerase II transcription regulatory region sequence-specific DNA binding
Source: RefSeq, a predicted model, not a curated record